AUGGCGUCGUUUGCUAAGAGUCCAGUCGUGUUGAUGCUUAUCUGUUUCUAUUUCUACUUCUUGCCAGCGCUUGUUGCGCAGAGCCCCAUGUCGCUCGAAGACAAUAUACUACCCAUAUUCAGCUCGUCUACCCAGUAUUUUGGGCAAAGCGACCCCGAGAUUCCAAGAAACAAAGUCAACAAGACCAACUUUGGCCUUCACGAGGAGUACACUUGGGACCUGCUCCUUGACGCUUUGGAGCCAGAUGAAAAAUUGUUUUUCCUUCAAAGGCACGGCGAAGGCUGGCACAAUGUCGCACGGCGUCUCAUCAAUGCGCUGUAUAGUGAUUGGCAAUGCCAUUGGUCGAUCGAGGAUGGCAAGGGCGAUAUCGAAUGGUUUGAUGCCGAGCUUACUCCGCGAGGCCAUGACCAAAUCGCAGCGUUGUCCACGAAAAUCCGCACCAAUGACGGCUUCCCCAUGCCGGACAAGUUCUACGUGAGCCCGCUCAGAAGAACACUUCAAACAUGGCAAGGCACGUGGUCCAAGAUGACCGACGAUACUGCAGUUAUAAAGGAAAACGCUCGAGAAAAGUUUGGGAUAGACACCGAGAGCAAGCGUCACAGCAAGUCAUUCAUCAAGAAGCAUUUCCCCGAUUUUGAAUUUGAGUCAGACUUUAGCGACGACGACACUAGCUGGGAAAAUGACAAGCGGGAAAAGGCACAGCAUUGCAGGUUCAGAGCUGCGUCCUUGUUGGAGGACAUAUUUGAAGAGGCGAAAGAUGAUGAGCAAGUCAUCAGUAUCGUGCUUCACUCGGGGAUCAUCUAUUGCCUCUUGAAUGUUGUGCAACACCGAACUUUUGUUGUUCCCACGGGUGGCAUGAUUCCGGUGGUUAUCAAGAUGGAGGACACUUAUAAAAAGUAUCCCUUGAAUGAUGCCUUUUCAGAUUUCGAUAGCUGGUGUCCCGCAAAUUUGUUAACCAAGGUCGGUGCAAGCAAGGAGGAGGUAUUGAACGAUGCCUAUAUUGACUACUUCGACUCCGAAGAGGACCACGCCGAGAAGAAGAAGUUGUUUGAAGCUUUCAUCUCCUAG
Lodderomyces beijingensis is the source of this 1068-nucleotide messenger RNA. The record is from the annotation of a GenBank genome assembly. NCBI's taxonomy places the organism in Eukaryota, Fungi, Ascomycota, Pichiomycetes, Serinales, Debaryomycetaceae.